This is a messenger RNA of Penicillium cinerascens, 2796 nucleotides long. RefSeq names its product mitofusin. The record is from RefSeq and is a predicted model, not a curated record. Gene Ontology annotation, cellular component: mitochondrial outer membrane. Lineage: Eukaryota; Fungi; Ascomycota; Eurotiomycetes; Eurotiales; Aspergillaceae. Bases 1 to 2796 code for a protein of 931 amino acids. Gene Ontology annotation, biological process: mitochondrial fusion. Gene Ontology annotation, molecular function: GTP binding; GTPase activity. The transcript is spliced from 4 exons.
AUGAGUCAGGAAUAUUUCCCCGGUGACGGCUCUUCGAGAGCCGGCUCUUCUCGGUUUCCCGGCGAAGAUGAAGAACGGAACCCUUUCUUCCAACCCCCGCCAGCCUAUAUGACUGUGGGCAAUGGCUCAACCUCGGAAAGCGCCACGGCCUUGAUGACGUCGCUAAAUCAGGACUCAGGAUACGGAGGCAGCAUCGCGGGCGAUAGCGCCAUGGCGGGCGAUUCGAGUGCCGCUUGGCGUGCAGGACUGAUGGAGGACCGACCGACUCCCGUACAUACUCCGACGCGACCCGGCGAGUGGAAUCCUGCUGCGGAACAUGAGAAACAAAUUGUUGCGAACCAUGUUCACCAACUUCUUUACAACUCGAAUCGGACCAAACUUGGCCGCGCCAUCUCCCGGACGAUCGAUACGUUGAAGGAGCUGCAGGACAUGAAUCGCCAAUGGCCCGCUCACUACCCUUCGGUACAGAACGCUGCUCCUUCGUCUGCGGAUCGGCCGGCUCUCCAGCACACCUACUCGGAUGCUGGAAAGGGUGGCAGCAGACCAUCGACUCCUCCUCGGCCUGGAUUGCUGAAACGGGCGGCGACUACAACGGGCGGAGAGGAUUUCGGAGAAUCUAGUGCCUCUGCCGAGCGCCGCGCAACGCCUGAACCUCGAUUGAUGACUCCUCAAAUCGCCCAAGAAUUUUCUAUUCUGAAGCUGGAUCUGAAACUGGGUGCGCUGUCCCAGGCCGAGCUGGUACACUCGUUGGAGAAAGCCUCGAUUGCGUCACUGCUGGAUGGGAAGAUCAGCCAAAGCGUCAAGCAUCUUCUUUCCCUGCGAGAUCGGAUCGAGGAUACGUCAAGCAAGGUAUUGGUUACUGGAGAUCUAAAUGCCGGAAAAUCAACAUUUUGCAAUGCUCUUCUUCGACGGAAGAUCUUGCCCGAGGAUCAACAGCCCUGCACCAGCCUUUUCUGCGAGGUGCUUGACGCCCGGGAGAAUUGCGGAAUUGAAGAGGUACAUGCGGUGCACAAAGAUGUCCAGUACAGCCGCAACGACGAAAGCACGUACGACGUUUACGCUCUGUCCGAACUUGAGAACAUCGUGGUCGACAACUCCAAGUACAUGCAAUGCAAGGUUUACGUGAAGGAUGUGCGAUCUAUUGACGAAUCUCUCCUCAACAAUGGUGUGGUGGAUAUUGCCUUGAUCGAUGCGCCUGGUUUGAACUCGGACUCUUUGAAAACGACGGCCGUCUUCGCUAGACAGGAGGAAAUCGAUGUUGUCGUCUUCGUCGUGUCUGCCGCCAACCACUUCACCCUUUCGGCGAAGGAGUUCAUUUUAAACGCUGCACAUGAGAAAGCUUACAUUUUCAUGGUGGUGAACGGCUUCGAUCAGAUCCGGGACAAGCAACGUUGUGAGCGUCUGAUUCUCGAUCAAGUGGGCAAGCUUAGUCCUCGUACAUACAAGGAGGCCGAUGAACUUGUACAUUUUGUGUCGAGCAACGCUAUUCCGGUUGCCCCUCCCGUGCCUGUGUCACAGUCUAGCUCUGGGUCUGGGGGUGGUGGUGGUGGAGGCGAUCCUCACGAUGAUGGAGACGACGCGGAUGACAAGGGUGAAUCCAAGGAUAAGGGCAAAGGCAAAGAGAAGGAAAAGAUCCAGGACUUUGAAAACUUGGAAAGCGCUUUACGACGCUUUGUUCUCGAGAAACGAUCCCGGUCCAAGCUUGCGCCUGCACGAACCUACCUUCUGAACCUGCUUGCUGAUCUCAACUCGCUUGCAACGGUCAAUCGUGAUGUCGCUCAGUCGGAGCUCAAACGUGUGAUGGACGAACUGUCGGAGAUUGAGCCUGCAUAUGAGAAUGGCAAGAAGAAAAAGGGCGAGCUUGCAGAGGGCGUUGACAAGGCCAUCGAUGAAUCAUGUGAGGAUGUGUACAACCACACCCGAUCCACUUUGAACGAUACCAUUGCCCGGGUCUCCGAGGCAGACCUUGGCGUUGACUAUCCUGGUCUUUUCUCGGUGUUCCAAUACGCCGAGGACCUCAAGCUCGCAAUGCUGGAUCAAAUUUCUUCGGCCGUCACGGGCUGCGAAGAUUAUGCCCGAGAGAAGACUGUCAAGGGAGUCGGCUUCAUCCAAAACAUCGGUCUCUUGCAUGUGGGCGAGGACAAAUUCUCCGCGCUCAAUUUCCGAGCAGACCUGAUGUUCCGUCGCGGUCGUCGUCACUUGACUGGUCGGCAAGUCCAUACCGAGGUCGAACUCUGGGACUUCUUUGAUAUUGCUGGUCUCUGGGAGCGCCAGGAGAAGAUGGCAGGAACUGGUGUGGCGAUGACCGCCGUUACUGUUCUUGGUGGCAGAGCCUUCGGUGGCUUUAGCUGGGUGGAUAGCGCACUCAGUGCUGUCAAGGUUGUCGGUCCAAACAACAUGCGUCGGAUGUUCCUCCCGGGUAUCCUUGCUGCGGCCCUUUUGACAACGGCCUAUGUACUGUCCGCUAUCCCGAGCACCUUGCCUCCUCGUUUGUCUAAGAAGAUCGCGGCUACCCUCGCCGACAUGGACUACGUCCACUCGAAUGCGAACCGCAUUUCGGGUGAGGUUCGUCGCAUUCUCCGUCUGCCCGCAACUAAUCUGCAGGCCACCAUGGCCCAAGACAUUGAGGAUCUCGCUAGACGCAAGCAGGAGGUCAGCAAGGUGAAGCAGGAAAGCGAAGUCGCCACCAAGUACUUCGCAAACCUGAUCCGUGAUAGUAGUGAGAACCGACAGACUGUGGAAGGUCUCGACCUUGACGCUCCGCUACCCGGUGGCAUGGGCGCUCUCGAGGCGUGA